GCUAAGAAGAAAAAAGCGAACAUAACCUAUAUUUAUACUUUUUUUUGAGGUAUAAUUGAUUAAAAAAUGUUUCCUGCAAGCGGAACCGGAAGAUUUUCUAAAUAUUCCUCAAAAAUUAUUCGAUUUACACGUAAGGGAUGUACAAAUCGUCCUUUUUUUCAUAUAGUUGUGACCGAAAAAAGGCGACGCCAACAAGAUGCCGUUAUUGAACAAUUAGGUACUUAUGAUCCAUUACCAAAUCAGCACGGUGAAAAAUUAGUUUCACUUAAUUUGGAACGAAUCAGUUAUUGGAUGGGACAUGGGUCCGAUGUUUCAAAACCAGUUAGUCAAUUAUUAGGUUUAUCUGGAUUUUUACCAAUACAUCCUACAAGUUACAUGACUGCGUGGAGAAAUCGAGAAUUAACUGAAAAACAAGAAUUAGAGAGGUUAGAAACCAAGAGAAAAGCAGCUGAAAAGGAAACUGAAAAAGAAAUUAAAGAAGAAACUCAAGCAUAGAUAAUUUUAUUUUAGUUAAUUCUUUAGUUACUUUAAAUUGUUUUUUAUUGUAAUAAACAAUUAGUUGAACUUUAAUUUGGAACAUAAAUUAUCUCAUAACUCCUAUAAAAAAGUCUUGGCAUAGAAAUUAUUAUAAUUUCAAUAAUUUUAUUAAAACUGGUGUAAGAAAAAUAGUAAGGAAAGUUAAAUUCAGUUCAGUUUAUUUAUUAAGUUUUAAAAUAUAAUGUGUAUCGUU
Messenger RNA from Onthophagus taurus, 730 nucleotides. It is a transcript of the gene mRpS16, whose product is annotated as mitochondrial ribosomal protein S16. The record is from RefSeq and is a predicted model, not a curated record. Gene Ontology annotation, biological process: mitochondrial translation. NCBI's taxonomy places the organism in Eukaryota, Metazoa, Arthropoda, Insecta, Coleoptera, Scarabaeidae. Gene Ontology annotation, cellular component: ribosome; mitochondrial small ribosomal subunit. Gene Ontology annotation, molecular function: structural constituent of ribosome.